CAGUCUCACCGGUCCGCCGGGUCGCGCGGCGUGAGCUUCCCGGGCCGCUCGGGAUGCUGUCCGCUCGCACGCCGCCGGCCGCCCCUGCCCUGGCCUGCCAGGCCAUGCCCCACUGUUUACGGGCCGGCAAAGCUCCCAGCUGCUUUGAGCUUUUCGGGGACCCGGCGCCCAGAGAGUGAACCCAGCGGGCCCGCGAACACUGGACUGACUAGUCGCGCAGACCCGAGGCUCCAGACUCAGAUCUGUGCCCGUUCCGCCUCCGCCACCAUCUGGGUGGAAGCCGGCUCUGGUGUUUUUGGGGAGGGGGGUGUGGUGUAGGGAAAGGAAUCCUGGGGAUUUCUGGCACCCCCUUGCCAGGUUUUUUUUUUUUUUUUUUUUUUUUGCCUUUGGGGCUUAAGACUCAGGGAACUCGCUCAUGGCUUUCUUGAUGAAGAAGAAGAAAUUCAAAUUCCAAACCACUUUCACCCUGGAGGAGCUGACCGCGGUCCCCUUCGUGAACGGGGUCCUCUUCUGCAAGGUCCGGCUGCUGGAUGGUGGAGAUUUUGUCAGUUUGUCGUCAAGGGAGGAGGUGCAGGAGAACUGUGUGCGCUGGCGGAAGAGGUUCACCUUCGUGUGUAAAAUGAGUGCCAACCCAGCCACUGGUCUGCUGGACCCCUGCGUCUUCCGCGUGUCUGUGCGCAAGGAGCUGAAAGGCGGAAAGGCUUAUUCUAAGCUGGGCUUUGCCGACCUGAACCUGGCUGAGUUUGCAGGCUCGGGCUCCACGGUGCGCUGCUGCCUGCUAGAGGGGUAUGACACAAAGAACACCCGCCAGGACAACUCCAUCCUCAAGAUCACCAUUGGAAUGUUCCUGCUCUCUGGAGACCCCUGCUUCAAAACGCCGCCGUCCACUGCCAAGUCCAUCUCCAUCCCCGGCCAGGAUGCUUCUCUGCAGCUGACGUGUAAAGGUGGUGGGACCAGCAGCAGUGGCAGCGGCAGCACCAGCUCCCUCACAGGGUCCCGGCCUCCCAAGGCCCGGCCCACUGUCCUGGGUUCAGGGCUGCUGGAGGAACCAGACCAGAACCUGUCCAGCCCUGAGGAAGUGCCCCACACUGGCCACUCCCGCAGCUCCAGCUAUGCCAGCCAGCAGUCCAAGGUCUCUGGGUACAGCACGGAGCACUCGUGCUCCUCCAGCCUGUCGGACCUCACACACCGCCGCAACACGUCCACCAGCAGCAGUGCCUCUGGUGGCUUGGGCCCAGCCCUGGAGAGCUCUGAGGGUGGUGAGCGUGAGCACCGACCCCCUGAGAAGCCACCAAGACCCCCCCGGCCCUUGCACCUGUCAGAGCGCUCUUUUCGGCGGAAGAAGGACUCUGUGGAGAGCCACCCAACCUGGGUGGACGACACACGGAUCGAUGCAGACGACAUUGUGGAGAAGAUCAUGCAGAGCCAGGACUUCACAGACGGCAGCAACACUGAGGACAGCAACCUUCGUCUGUUUGUGAGCCGCGACGGCUCAGCUACGCUGAGUGGCAUUCAGCUGGCCAACAGGGUCUCCUCCGGGGUCUACGAACCCGUCGUGAUUGAAAGCCAUUGAAGAGCGGAUGUGUGGCCAGAAAGGGGCCUGCCCUCUGGGGCACCAGACCGCGCCCUCCUGCUGGAAGCUGUCGCCCUUGGGUCUGCGCUGCGUCUCGUCUGUGCCUGCUCCGUGCACUGCCACAUUCCCAGAGCAUCAUUCCACGGUCCCUACCCUCCCGGGACCCUCCUGGCCGCCAGGGCCCUGCACCACUGUGAAUACUCUGAACCACUAGUGGGCCAGGUGGACAGGCCCAUGCCAAGAGCCACACAGAGGGACCGUCCUGUGGCACCUCCUCCUCCCCCACCAAGGACAUGAGCAGCUGCUCAGUGUGGGGGUUGUGUAUGGCUGCCGGUUGCUGCUCCUGUGACCAUGCACCUCAGGAGUACUAUCUUGGGCCAGGCACCAGCAAGGCCCUGCUCCGUCGUCCCUUGCCCUUGGGGCCAGACCCCUCAGAACUCUGCCACCUGCAACCCUCUGCUUAGUGUUUCAGCCGUCCCAUCCUGUGUCCUAGGAGGCCCGCGGGCGACCUCCUCCUGGGAGCCAGACCUCAGACGCAACUCACUCCAGAUUAAACUCCCCCAUGUCCUUCUGGCAGCCUGCACUUUGCACAUGUCCCCAGCACAGCCCCACUUGCCCUCGACCCCUCCUGAAGCUUCCUGGGCACUGCCUGCUGUGCAGCCAGAGGCCCAGGGUCUGCCGCCCUCAGAACCCAGAGUCCGGCCACCUCUGCCCCCACCUCACCCGGCUCAGGCCUCACAGCACCAGGAGAGCUCCCAGCAUGGAGGUGCCCCUGCCAGGCUGGCUCCUGAGCAGCUGGCUCUCCAUAGGAAGAAGGCAAGCAAAGCCCUCUGCGCUCAGGUCUGGGGCUGCGCUGCGACUGGCCUGGAGCUGGCUCUCCCCCCUCACCCCCGGGAGUACCCCUGCUGCUGGGCAGGGAGGGGUCCCCAAGGGCAUGCUUUCCCAGCAGGGAGCAGUUUGACCCUGCUCCCCCAAAGCCUCAGCACUUUGGCCCCAGUCCUCAGAAUGGAACGUGCUUGAAGGAGGGUCUGGCUGCAGCCAGGCCCCGACACUCCCCAACCCUUCAGGUUGCUCCCAUUUUGUAUAAACCCAGCGGGCUGGUGUUUACCUAGCUUUAUAGGAUUUUUUUUCUUUUUGCCUCCCAUUCCCUUCUUUUAUUGAGUUCACAGUUUGUUAGUCCCUCCUCCUGGGUGAGGGGGAGGUGUCUCUGUUCUCUGCCAGCCGCACCCCAGCAGUGCUGGGGACCUAGGUGGGCCAGGACGCUGGUGUGGGUGCCCUCCCCAAGUCAGGAGGGUUCCUCCCGCCCUGCCCUGGCUGGCAAGAGUGGGCGUCUAGAUUUUGGAACUCCUGGUGUUGGGACUGAGCAGAGCAUUCGUAGGGCUUUUGUUGUCAUUUUAAUCACCUGAUAACUUUCAGAAAGUAGCUGUUGGGAGUGCCUGCGAGGCAGGACAAAACAUGGGCUCAGGCUGGAUUGGCUCUGGUCAGCUCGGAGUGUCCCUUCCUGCCCAACAGAAUCCUGACACUUUAAAAAAGGAAGCUGGCUGUUCGCUCUCCCGUGAGGUGACCUCUAGACCUUGCCUUUUGGGGCCAUGACCUCACCCCACCUAGGGGAGGUGUGGUUAGAGUAACUGGAGCCUCCAUUGAAGUUCUGGGGCUUUAGGCACAAAGUGUUUGACUUUGGUAUUGCUAGGGCGACCCCCAAAUCAGGAGCCCCAGCCCACCCAUUGAAGUCUGAGCUUGACAGUCACCCCAGAAGUGACAGCCUGCCACAUUCCAUGCCAGGGCCAGGGUAACCAGGCCAAGAAUCUGGCCAUAACCAAAUGAAUGCUGGCUGGAUCCAGGGCCCGGAGCAGUGGUCUUGUCCCUGCGUGGAAGCCCUGUUUCCAGCCUGCAGAUCCCUCUGAGCUCAGUGAAUUUCUACCAGGUGUCCCCCCACCUGGACUUCAAAUUCUAUGUAGAGGAAGAGGAUAUAUUAGAGAUAUUUUUGGAAAGGAAUUGGUCUAUGCAAUGCCAGUUUGGAAUCUUCUUGAAAGACAGUUUUAACGUUUCUACUAGAUUUAAAAUAAAGGUAUAUGAUAUUUUUAGAUUUUUUUCCUGGUCACCCCAUAACUGAUCGUGUGGCAUAAUCUGCCAGGAUGGCAAAUAUCCUUUUCCUAUCCACAGGGAGGUGAUGGGGAGGGUCACUGUUCUUCUUUUAAUCACCCCCUUUCUAACAAUAUUGCCACCAUACCCCAUCCCAUGGGCUGUACUUGUAUCUGUCCUGGCUUUCUCCCAGAAGUAACACUGUAAGGGGAAAUCAGCCUCAUGUCAGCAUCUUGGUUUGGGGAGGAAUUAAAUGUUGCGAUUUUUG
Octodon degus (degu) is the source of this 3923-nucleotide messenger RNA. It is a transcript of the gene Eeig1, whose product is annotated as family with sequence similarity 102 member A. The transcript has 11 exons. The record is from RefSeq and is a predicted model, not a curated record. Bases 416 to 1573 code for a protein of 385 amino acids. Lineage: Eukaryota; Metazoa; Chordata; Mammalia; Rodentia; Octodontidae.